UGUUUAUCCCAAGGUCUGUGACCCCGAGCUGCUCCUCUCCCUUCCCAGUGCACCCGGCCGUGGUGAUCCGGCAGCGGAAAUCCUACAGGAGGAAAGACGGGGUGUUCCUCUACUUCGAAGACAAUGCAGGGGUGAUUGUAAAUAACAAAGGAGAAAUGAAAGGCUCAGCAAUCACAGGCCCCGUGGCCAAGGAAUGUGCGGAUCUGUGGCCCAGGAUCGCCUCCAACGCCGGGAGCAUCGCCUGAGCCUCCCCCUGAGCCUCUGCAGAGGCAGCAAAUAAAAGGCCUUGUACCCAA
Messenger RNA from Lepidothrix coronata (blue-crowned manakin), 296 nucleotides. RefSeq names its product ribosomal protein L23 (gene RPL23). The annotation marks the transcript as partial. Gene Ontology annotation, molecular function: structural constituent of ribosome; large ribosomal subunit rRNA binding. The transcript is spliced from 2 exons. Lineage: Eukaryota; Metazoa; Chordata; Aves; Passeriformes; Pipridae. Gene Ontology annotation, cellular component: cytosolic large ribosomal subunit; ribosome. The record is from RefSeq and is a predicted model, not a curated record. Gene Ontology annotation, biological process: translation.